Molecule: messenger RNA, 606 nt
Organism: Cylicostephanus goldi
Lineage: Eukaryota; Metazoa; Nematoda; Chromadorea; Rhabditida; Strongylidae
Source: the annotation of a GenBank genome assembly
AUGAACUCAACACCUGGACGCGUGCAGGUACGGAGUCUUGAUUCUCCUUUUGCCGUUGUUGCUGCAAAGAACUUCUUCAAGUCGGAGAAAGCCAACCUUCUGUGGAACUGUAAAGGAAGCGCCGUGUUGGUACUAUCUAGCACUGAGGUAGAUGCUUCUAACCAGUCAUAUUAUGGUGAACAGCAUAUAUAUCUUCUGAACUUGACUACACAAGAAUCAUUUCAAGUAAAUGUACGUAAGAAGGGUCCCGUACAUACAGCGAAGUGGAGUCCUACUGGGAAAGAGUUUUGUGUUUGCUACGGAUACAUGCCCGCCAUGGUGAGCCUGUACAAUUUGAGAGGAGAUGAGACAUUCCAUGUCGAAGAGGGUCCACGCAAUGAUGCUUUUUAUAACAAUUUCGGAAAUAUUUUAUUAACAUGCGGCUUUGGCAACCUGGGAAAAGGGAAGAUGGAGUUCUGGGAUGUAGAAAAGAAGAAACAAAUUGUUGCUUUGAGUAUUCAGAUUGAAGUCCCAAAUACGACAAUAUUUGAGUGGGCUCCCGAUGGUCAACACUUUGUUACAGCUACCACAACGCCGCGCCUUCGCAUUGAUAACGGGUAUAGGUAG